UUCCGGCCGGCCAUCUUGGUAAGGGGACAGCCGAUAGUAGCGAGCAAACAACGCUCGGCUGUUACAUUUCAAAGUCUUUUCCUCUGUUUAUAUUGUGUGGUAUUGAUCAUUUCCACGCCCGCACAUGUAACCAAGCGUGUGAGGACGCUUUUGAUGAUACACAAGUUAACGUGAGGAAGAACAACAGACGGAACAGGGCUCCCAAAUCGCACUGCAAGCUGGUCGUGUCGAGAUCGCACCUGGAACAGAUAUCGGCUGCUGAAGGUGGUAUCCAGCCCUUAAUCAUCCAAGUUGGAAUUUUACUGUAGACCUCUUACUCACACUGCCUGUCUACAAGACGUCCAGGCGACUUAAGUUUCCUAAGACUUGUCGUCUGGUCUUGAUUAGGAUUGGAACUGAUCGAGGUUUGUGUCUGACAAAAUCCGGAUAGCUAGCUAUGGCGGGGAAGGGGAACAUGUCCGGUAGGAACAGCGUGAUCGUCAGGCCGACUAACGAGAUGACCGACGACGAGCUGCGAAGGGCCGGCCCGGAGGAUGUCAUCCGCCGCCUACGAGCCACCGAGGAGGAAAAGGUGAAGUUGAUGUCCGAGCACGGGAACCUCAUGAGGGAAGUCAACAAACGAAUGCAGGUCCAUCUCUUGGAGAUCCGCGGGCUGAAGGAGGUCAACCAGCGACUUCAGGACGACAACCAGGAGCUGCGGGACCUCUGCUGUUUCCUGGACGACGACCGCCAAAAGGGACGUAAACUUGCCCGGGAGUGGCAGCGUUUCGGCAGGUACACAGCAACGGUGAUGCGGCAGGAGGUCGCCGCGUAUCAGACAAAACUGAAAGAGCUGGAGACGAAGCAGGACGAACUGAUCCACGACAAUAUGGAACUGAAGGAACUCUGUCUGUACCUGGAUCGGGAGAGGGAGGGAUCGCGGUCCUCCAUCUGCUCGCAGUGCAGUGUGCGGGAGUUAAACGGGAACGGCAGCACGGCUAACAGAGAUCAAGGAGAUGGUAGCAGUAACAACUCACUGACACCAGAGCAUGACGCACAGGGAGGAAUCAAUGGUUUGAAUGAGCAAACCCUGCAGUACAUCCGUCGUCUGGAGGAGAGGAUACGGCUGAUGGAGGAGGACAGGAAACAACUGCUGCAGAAACUGGAUAGGGUGGGGAACCUGGACAGGAGGUUUUUUGCCUCCCCCAGGGUCAGCACACCCAGUCCCAGCGCUCCCAGAAGCGGAUCUGUCACACCUGUUAUGAAUCCUCAGUAUCAGAGAUAUCAGGGUUCCUCGUGGCAGGGUGACCACCUCUCGUCUGCGCUGCCCCAGAAGCCAGAGGCAGUGGUGCAUGCCAUGAAGGUGUUGGAGGUACAUGAGCAGAUGGACAAGCUGGACAGGGAGACAGAGGAGUACAAUGGGGAGCUGAGUGAGAAGGAGAAGGCUAUUGUCAGAGAGAUGUGUAAUGUGGUUUGGCGUAAGCUGGGUGACAGGAAGCCUGCAGCAAACGGGAAGGAUGUUCCCGUGAGAGACACAGAACCACCUCCACCCAGGAGAUAGACAAACAGCACGGACCAGGUCUCCUCUUCAUGCAGACUUGUGGCUGAUCCCAGAGGAGAAGAGUGUGUGUCAUAUCUGGGGAUGUUGUGUCAAGUUCAUUUCAAAAUAUCCCAAACACUCCACAGCAGGGAGAAAAUGUGUUGAUUUUCUCCAUAUGUAAGUGUACAUCUAUUGAAGGCACAUCAACUUGAUCCCCCCAAAAACAGAGUCUGAUGUAUACCAUAAGUCUGCAUGUAGAGGGGUCCUAACUGAAAAUUGUACCUAUUUUAUAGCUGCAUUUUAAAGUGAUAGUAGACAAUUUGCCAAUGAGCUGAUGCAACAUGAAGAUUUGACAACAUUUAGGUCUCUGUAAUGUUGGUAACAUUUAUACAAACUGCAGUUUCGAUCAAGUGAAAACUGAAUGAAGAUAUGUAAGUGAUUGGACACAAAAUGCUUCAUAGAAAGUAUGUGUUGCAGAAGUUGUGGUGAGUUUUAACUUUAAAUUCUAGUUGGAAAUUUGUCUUGUGUAACAAGGUGAGGAAGGUGGUGUAGUAGACUAAACCCUGAUGAGGUGUGCAUGCAUGAACAAAGCAGAUUUUGUCAGACUUUGGUAGUGAUGCACAGAAGGGUUGGUAUUGAGGGCACAUGUACAGAGUUUUGUAUUAAAUGGUAGGUAAGAUUGUGAAUAACCAGUGUCUAACCUCAUGAACCAAUGGAACCAAGAGAAGUCUUCACAUCCCACAGUGCCAUAGUGCAUCAGUGUUCAAACUGGGGACAUGCAGGGUACUGUGAACAGGCUGAUUUUACAGACUUCAUGAAAAGAAUUCUUUUUCAACUAAGAAUGGUUGACUUUAUGCAGAAAUGCACUUGAUGUCAUAGCUUACUGUCAACUGUGCCAAUAGUAGCUGUUACUAUCUAUUGUAGUGUUACAUGAUAACUUUUGUUGUGAAUAGCAGUGCCAUACAUAUCUUAUAAUUACUGUUGUGUCUGUACUGUUGGUUACUUAAAAUUUCUGUUACUUGUCAUAAAUAUUAGGUGAAAUAUAUGAAACUUAAAGACUGGUAGAUACGCUGAAAUUAUUGCUGAAUUUCAGUUGUAAAAUGCAAAAGUUGUGCAACCUACAUGUAAGUUACUUGUUGCCAAAAAUUUGAACCUCCCACGGUGUCCCACCACUGAAAGUGUACCACCAUACCCUGUCUUAACGACAUUUGGUCUUUGUCAACUGUGCAGCUAGUCAUUCAGUCAUGUUACUAGAAUAUUGUUAUUGUAUUGCAGCACUACAUUGUAAAUACAUUGUAAUUUGUAUCUUAAGUAAGAUUUGCAUUUAUCCACCAAUGUAUAUGUUCAGUGUAUGUGAACUUUAUCUACCCAUGUUAAUUUGCAGGAGAAAUUUGCAUUGUGCUUGUGUUCCCCUGAUGUGUGGAGAUGGCCGUUCAGCAAGCGGACUAUUUGUACCACCUGUACUAGUAGAUGAGAGAGUGAAGGAUGCUACUUUGGCAGAUGUUGUGGAAAGACUUUGCAGUCUCUGCUGCAUGGCAUUGGUUUUGUUGAUUUCUUGACAGCUAUUUAUAUAAUAAUAUAAUGUAUGGAACAUCCACAGUAUUGUAGUAUUUAUAUAUUUUUCUUGUAGAUAGCUGGAACAUCAAUAUUAUCUAUUGGUGCACUUUUAAAACCAUCUUGGACCUUUGGCUGCUUUAUCAUGCCACUCUUGUAUAUUCUUGUCAUCAGCAUAAACAUGCCUGAAUUAUGGUA
Branchiostoma floridae (Florida lancelet) is the source of this 3271-nucleotide messenger RNA. RefSeq names its product coiled-coil domain-containing protein 85C-like. The transcript has 8 exons. Bases 437 to 1540 code for a protein of 367 amino acids. The record is from RefSeq and is a predicted model, not a curated record. NCBI's taxonomy places the organism in Eukaryota, Metazoa, Chordata, Leptocardii, Amphioxiformes, Branchiostomatidae.